Kickxella alabastrina is the source of this 2209-nucleotide messenger RNA. RefSeq names its product nucleoporin Nup85-like protein. Lineage: Eukaryota; Fungi; Kickxellomycota; Kickxellomycetes; Kickxellales; Kickxellaceae. The coding region runs from base 84 to 2177 and encodes 697 amino acids. Gene Ontology annotation, molecular function: structural constituent of nuclear pore. The record is from RefSeq and is a predicted model, not a curated record. Gene Ontology annotation, cellular component: nuclear pore outer ring. Gene Ontology annotation, biological process: protein import into nucleus; mRNA export from nucleus; positive regulation of DNA-templated transcription. The transcript has a single exon.
CUUUUUCUUUGUUUUUUUCCCUCUAAUUUUACAUUUUACAUUUUGGUUUUUAUAUUUAUCUUAUUUUUUCUUUCUCAAUCGAAAUGCAGAAUCGACACACGGCAACCGAUAGAUUCGUCGUUUCGCGCGACAAGGAGGCAGCGACGCACCUCUCCCCAGGGCUAUUCCCAGCCGGUCGCCAAUCCGAGUGGUCAGCUCAAAACCGCACCUUAAUAUUCUCCAUCCACCCGCUCAGCAACAAAACGGCACUCGCAGUGGGCGGCAAAAAAACACGCGAAUCGCUGUCAAAUGACACGCUUACAUUUGACCAAGACCAGCGGGUGCAUAUUUGCGGCAUAAGCACAGAAUCCGACUCGCGACUUGCCUUCAUCAACGACACACACGCGGUAUUUGUCGCACUCCAGCAGCUAAUGGAGGAGGCUGGCGCAGAUGAUUCGACUGCCAGUGCGGUGGGCAUCAAGGGAUUGGUGAAGAUGAGCGUGUUGUAUCGCGAGGCAAUGCAGAGACAGAGCCGAGUUUUGGCGGAUAUUGCGGACCCGAAUGAAUUUAUCAAGGAGGAGGCAGAGACUUUCCGCGCCAUACACGCCGUAUGGCAUUUGUUGGAGAUAAUAUACUUGACCACCAACACCCCUGGACUGAGCACGUCGAUUGUGCCGCAUUUUAUGGAGUGGCUUAAUGCCAAUUUCCUGGCGCCCCUGGCUGAAGACGCACACCGAAUUGCCGGGGGCUCGCCAACGGCCGAUGAUCUGGCUCGCAAUGAGCUUCUGUGGCCAUACUUAAAGAAACUGGCGCUGCGCGGGCAUGUCUCAGUGCUGGGAAAUAUGCUUGAGCGGCUGGCUCCCUCACAGCUUCUGUCUGCGUCAGCAGCGCGCUGGGCACGUUCGCUCUCGCAGCUGUGCCGAAAGAUGCCGCUGAGCUCGUCGGACGAGACCGCAGGGUCAUUUAAUUCGCGUUGGCGCCAGUGGAACGAGGAGCUGCGCGGACAUGCCACGGCCAUUGGCUGUCUCUUAGGGGACGCUGGCGAAAAGGAUGGGGGCGCUGGUGGUGACAAGGAUAAGGCGCUGGAGGCACUGUUUGCCAUUAGCGAGGUUAUGCGGGGCGACCUCGAUGCCAUUGCGGCGGAGGGCGAGAUGUGGCAGGACAUCAUGGGGGCUACUCUCCUGUACAGCGAACCCACAGCGCGGGCCGACCGGCUUCCAGCGCUGGUGGGCGCCAUUAUCGAGCAGUUUGAGGAGUCGGCAUUCACGGAACUCGACCGUGCGCUGGUCGCUCUGCUGAAUCACGACCUGGCUGAGUUCCUCGUGCAUUGCGACCACAUCGAUCAUUGGCUUUCAGCGCACAUUUCUGAUCUGAUGGAUCAUAUCAGCGUGCUAGAUAUUUGCCGUCGGGUGUUUGUGGUGGAUCCUCGCGAGCACUACCUGAUGGCCUUGGGCGAGUCGUACUUGGGCCACGAGGACUUGUGGCGGGUGGGCUUGGACUACCUGGGUUUAUGCCGGACCGUGGCGGGCGCCCUUGUGAUGGAGGAGUACGUCACACGGAUUCCCCUGGACUCUGACCGCAAGGCCGAGCAGGUGCUGCGUGUCUGCGAAGUAUACACGCUGGAGUGCGCGCGCGACCGCAUUCACAGGCAGCUGGGGCGGCAGAAGUGGCAGCGCGGACGGCUGGGGGCAGCCAUUGCGCAUUUCGCACAGGUGUGCGAUCACGACUCGAUUGGGUUGAUCUGCGACCAAAUAUGGAACGCGUAUAUCUCCUCGGGCGAGCUGACCUACGGGCCCACCAUUGACGGCGUCAUGGCCUCCUCAUCUUUGUCCGAGGGCUCGGGCUCGCUGUUGCAUCACGAGGGAUUGCAAUUUUUGAGCAAGUACCGGGAUUUCCACGAGUUGUAUGCGGCUGGUGCUUUCGUUGAGGCUGGCAAGGUGCUGUUGUCUAUUUUGCUGUGUGAGAUUGCCCCGGCGUAUGCUCUGGGCGAUUUGCUCGUGGAUUCGAUUCCGCUGCUGGAGGGAGACACUUUGGUUUUCAGCUCGGAGGAUACCUUUGAGCUGAUGCGGGUCGCUGAGUCGCUGGCACAGUCACAGAUGAGGCAGUCGCAGCAGGAUGGCGCGAUUGAUUGCAGCGAGAUGAACAUCUUUAAUGUCGCUUGCACGCGCAACCUGGCGCGUUCAUUUGUAAUGUUCUAAAAUAAGUGAAAUAAUUGAAAUUUGAUAAAGGA